Schizophyllum commune H4-8 is the source of this 1536-nucleotide messenger RNA. RefSeq lists its product as uncharacterized. Lineage: Eukaryota; Fungi; Basidiomycota; Agaricomycetes; Agaricales; Schizophyllaceae. The transcript is spliced from 4 exons. The record is from RefSeq and is a predicted model, not a curated record. Gene Ontology annotation, biological process: positive regulation of DNA-templated transcription; regulation of transcription elongation by RNA polymerase II. The coding region runs from base 54 to 1430 and encodes 458 amino acids. Gene Ontology annotation, molecular function: transcription elongation factor activity. Gene Ontology annotation, cellular component: super elongation complex.
ACCACUUGCCCUCGACCCACGAUCUCGCGCUCUCUGCUUAAAUCCCAUAGGCCAUGUCGCUAGAAACGCCUUGGCUUCCCGCGAGCGGCAGACACAGCGUCUCCGUAGGCAACUCGCUUGCGAAAGCGCUGCAAGCGCGCAAGCACCGCACCGGCCCACCACCCCCCUCCAAGUUUGACAAGUUCUGGUACAGCGUGCGAUACAACCAUAAACCCUCAUCUAUCGACACCAGCAAGGCGGGGCAUGUCGUGCGUCACUCGGAGAACAGGGACUUUCCAGUGACGUUGCAGCAGCCGUCUAAGGACGGCAAAACUCUAGAAUGGCAAGGCCAGGAAGCGAACCCGGCCGAAUGGACAUGUGUCCUCAUUUACGACUCUGCGACUCAAAGCUACGUGCUUGAGAAGGUCGAGAGUAGUCUGAGCAUGACCUACGUGCGGCGAACCGGGGCGGGCGAUGCUGCCCCCGAUCCCACCCCUAGCGAUGAUCUCGCUGGCGCGCUCGAAGAUGCCCUUCGGGAACAAGAAUCCUCUGAGGAGGGCGAGAUACCCCUUCAUGAAAUUCACUCUCCGAAAGGAAAGUCCAAGCAGGCGAAGCCCAAGCCGAAACCUUUUACGAAGCCCAAGCUAUCUCAGCCCGCUCCCGAAACGCCCUCGACUUCCACCGCGUCCUCAUCCUCCGCCAAGGGCAAGCUCAAGCGCGAGUCACCGCCGCCAUCUAGUAACGAACCUUCUGCAUCUGCAGCGCGCCCGGCGAAACGCGCGCGGCCCUCGCCACCGCCGGUCAAGCGCAAGUCGCAGCCGGUGCCGCAAAAGAAGGCAUCGCCUGAGCCUGCAGAGCUGAUGUUUCCGACGGCAAAUAAUGCCAUUACGCUACCUGGCGCCAGUGGUCACGUACCUACACCGCCUCCUGUGUCUAUGCCUACGCCUCGCGAACCUUCGCCCGUGGCUACGCCGACGAUGGAUCUCACUGGUGGGCAAGAUUCGGAUGAGGGAGAGGAUGAUUGGGAAGAAGUGGCUUCGCCGCAGCUGGCCGAGGAGCCUGCCGCCCCGGUUGACUUCCUUGGUCUGGAGAUGGAGGAGAUCGACGGGAAUGAUAUGCCGGGCGGAGAGGUCGAUAAUGACCUGGAGCGCGAGCUUGAGAACGAGCUUGGGGGAGGGGAAGCCGGCGAUGGCGAGGACGACGAGGAAGACGAUGAUAUGGUGGACGUGUUCGAGGAGGAGCUGCAUAAACAGCUCGAUGACGGGCUGGGGAGCGGGGAUAUGGUGGGUGCAGACGACUAUCAGGAGGACGAUGACUUCCUGGCGCAGUCGAUGGAGCCGCCACCAUCGCCUAACAAUGGUGCGCCGAAGUCGCUGCAGGAGCUCGCGGGAGCGGGAAGCUUCGAGUAUGAAGAUGACUCGUCAUCGAGCGACGAGGACGAUGACGAGUGAGAUUAUACCUGCGUUGUGUUCCCUGGAACUUCUGUGGUCAAUUUUCGGCUGGAUAUUUUUUGUACUAUACCAUUUUGUGAAAUUGGAUCGUGGGUUCGACGCUUCA